AUGCCGGGGGUCAACUGUUCCGUCUUUGGCUGUGGUUCGUGUAGAAGGACUAAGGGAAUGGGUAUUUGGAAGCUACCUCUAGCAAAGGACGAAGCACAUGGAAAAUGGCGAGACGAAUGGCUUGGCGAGAUAAAAAAGACCAGAGAAAUGGAUCAGAAUUUCAGGGAACAGUUAAAGAACGACAGAAUUUAUACUUGUGAGAGGCAUUUUGCGCCUGAAGAUAUCGAAAUAUGUAAGUAUACUUAUUCCUUUGAUUGUGUGAGUUUUAUUUGUGUUUUUCGCAUAUUUCUUGACAGCUCUUGACCGGUGCUUUGAUCUGCUGUCUGAAGUUCUUUCUGAAAGCGGACAUAGUUUUUGUUUAACUAUUUCGAAAUGUGACAAUUUUAACCUUUCUCUCAUAGUUCACUCAGAGAAAAUGACCAAAAAGAAGCCCAGAUUUGGUGCUUUACCGACGCUAAACUUGCCAAAGAAAAGUCAUGAAAGCCGCAAGCCUGCACCACGUCCGGAACGAUCGAUUGUAAAAGAUAACAAGGAGCCUCUUCCAAACCGUUAUUAUAAGGGAUUUAACGAACUUUGUCAGAGAGUGAAAAGCCUAAAAAGUCUUAAAAAUUGGAAAGUGAAGAUCAAGGAGGACAGAAUAUUGCUGAAGAAAAGGUUGGAUCCAUACGUGCUUCCACAGUUGGAAAUUGUUGUGGAUGACAGUCUUGGCUUUACUGUGAAGGUUUUUGGUUCAUAUUUACCAGAAGAUCACCCUAUAUACCUCGAGUAUCGUCGAACAGUGCAAAAUGUUACUGUGUCCAGCUUAAUUAAGGAACUGGAGGGGUACAGAUUGUGUGAUGGAGUUUCAACUUUGGAACUUAGUGGCAAAAUGUUUCAUCAUGUCAUACCAGUAAUUCAUGAUUCACUUGGGGAAGAAGAAGAGGAGCAGCAGUUCCCACAUAAGGGAUUUUGGAGAGCCAAAGGGUGUCUGCUGUUGAACCAGCAAGUUGAUAUCUGCAAUGAAUGUGAUGAAUUUGUAAGCUCUGUCGAAAAUGCAAGGAAAGGAAAAGAAAGUCGAUCAGCAAAACCUGCACAUGUUAAAGCACCUGUUUCCAAGACAGACCCAGAGCGCAUAAAGUUAACUUUACAGGGACAAAGACUGAGGUGUGCUGAGCUUGAACGGCAGUUGAAUGACAUGCAGGCAGAAUUAAAAAAGUCCAAUAUUGAAAUAGAUCAUGAACUUAGUGAUGACUUCAGUAGAAUUCUUGGUUCAGCCCAAAACAUCACUCCAUUUAUGAGUCUAUUUUGGCAGGAGCAAAAAAAAGCUGUUCUCAAAAAGCAGCACGGGAGUACGUUUUCAUCCCAUGAUUAUUCGUUUUUGUCUCUCUUUGGCAGCUAA
Messenger RNA from Porites lobata, 1378 nucleotides. The record is from the annotation of a GenBank genome assembly. Lineage: Eukaryota; Metazoa; Cnidaria; Anthozoa; Scleractinia; Poritidae.